AUGUUGACGAAGUUUGAGACGAAGAGUAAUCGAGUGAAAGGGUUGAGUUUCCAUAGCAAGAGGCCAUGGAUCCUGGCGAGUCUCCACAGUGGCGUGAUCCAGCUCUGGGAUUAUCGCAUGGGCACUCUCAUUGAUCGGUUUGACGAACACGAUGGCCCCGUUCGAGGCGUUCAUUUUCAUAAAUCGCAGCCUCUUUUUGUAUCUGGAGGUGAUGAUUACAAAAUUAAGGUGUGGAAUUACAAAUUGCACAGAUGUCUGUUUACUCUUCUUGGUCAUCUUGAUUACAUCCGGACAGUUCAAUUUCAUCAUGAAUAUCCCUGGAUUAGCGGGAACAUUGAGAAAGCUCUCGAGUCCGCCAAGAGAAUAGACGAGAAGGACCAUUGGUACAGGCUGGGCGUGGAGGCUCUCCGCCAGGGGAAUGCCGGCAUUGUCGAGUACGCGUACCAGAAGACCAAAAACUUCGAGCGCCUCUCCUUCCACUACCUUAUAACGGGAAAUCUCGAUAAACUCUCCAAGAUGAUGAAAAUUGCUGAAGUCAAGAACGAUGUCAUGGGCCAGUUUCACGAUGCGUUGUAUCUUGGGGAUGUUCGUGAGCGUGUGAAGAUUCUGGAGAACGCAGGCCACCUCCCCCUCGCGUACAUCACAGCCUCGGUCCACGGUCUGCACGAAACUGCCGAGCGCUUGGCUGCUGAACUGGGUGAGAACGUUCCCUCUCUUCCCGAGGGGAAAAAGGCUUCUCUUCUGAUACCGCCGGGUCCCGUGCUGUGUGCCGGGGACUGGCCUCUAUUAAUGGUCAGUAAGGGCAUAUUCGAGGGCGGCCUAGACGAGGCGGCCAGGGGCCCUGCCGAAGAGGACUACUAUGACGAGGCAGCCGAUGCCGACUGGGGCGAGGCUCUGGACAUUGCUGAUGUGGACAACAUUGAAAACGGUGACAUCAGCGGGCUCGUCGACGAGCGUGGGGAUGAGGACGGCGAGGAGGGCGGUUGGGACCUGGAGGACCUCGACCUACCCGCCGAUGCCGAGACCCCAACGAAGUUGAAUAACAGUGCCCGCUCGUCAGUCUUUGUGGCCCCCACCCCAGGCAUGCCCGUGAGCCAGAUAUGGGUCCAGCGCUCGUCCCUGGCCGCCGAGCAUGCUGCUGCUGGCAACUUCGAUACCGCCAUGCGCCUGCUUAGUCGCCAGCUGGGCAUCAGGAAUUUCGGCCCGUUAAAAUCUCGGUUUGUUGACCUCCACAUGGGCAGCCAUACCUACUUGCGUGCUUUCGCCUCUGCCCCCGUCGUCUCGACCGCAAUCGAGGAGGACUGGAGCGAGUCAACGAGCCCGAACGUCCGUGGGCCCCCGGCCCUCGUCUUCAAUUUCCCACAGCUCGAGGAGAAGCUCAAAGCCUGCUACAAGGCCACGACUGCCGGGAAAUUCUCCGAGGCCUUGAAGAAGUUCCAGUCCAUCCUCCACACGAUCCCGUUGCUAGUGGUGAAGACACGACGAGAGGUGGACGAGGUGAAGGAGCUGAUUGUGAUCGUGAGAGAGUACGUUCUCGGUUUGCAGAUGGAGCUCAAGAGGAAGGAAUUGAAGGACAAUCCGGUCCGCCAGCAGGAGCUCGCGGCUUACUUCACGCACUGCAACCUGCAGCUUCCGCACACGAGGCUCGCGUUGAUGAACGCCAUGACUGUUUGCUUCAAAGCGCAGAACCUAAGCACGGCGGCUAAUUUCGCUAGGAGGCUCCUGGAGACGAACCCGAGUGUUGAGAACCAGGCGAAAAUGGCCCGCCAGGUGCUGCAGGCGGCCGAGAGGAACAUGAGGGAUGCGACCCAGCUGAACUAUGACUUCAGGAACCCGUUUGUGGUGUGUGGGGCCACGUACGUACCGAUCUACAGGGGGCAGAAGGACGUGGCAUGCCCUUACUGUGGUACCCACUAUGUUCUAUCACAGCAGGGGCAGACGUGCGUGGUGUGCGAUCUCUCAAUGAUUGGGUCGGAUGCAUCGGGCUUGCUGAGUUCGGCUUCGCAGUUUUUGAGCAGGUACGUGAUGGAUGUGGAAGAGAAGGAGGAUUUUACGGCAGCCUGA
This is a messenger RNA of Striga hermonthica, 2064 nucleotides long. The record is from the annotation of a GenBank genome assembly. NCBI's taxonomy places the organism in Eukaryota, Viridiplantae, Streptophyta, Magnoliopsida, Lamiales, Orobanchaceae.